AAACCAAAAUUCGCAUGCUACGCACGUGUAUCUUUCUUCCCAAAGCGCUCUGUUCUGAACUUGAGCAACAUCAUUUUCACAUCAACAAACCAUGGCAUUCUUGUUGAGCAAAUCAACCCUAGCUUCUCAUUUUCGAUCCACAUCUCAGAAAAUCGAAGAUCCCGUUUCCCUCUCGCGCCGUCAGUUCCAUGUUGAACCCGGGACUCGUGAAAAAGCUCUCUUGGCAGAAGAUUCAGCUCUCAAGCCAUUCAAAUCAUAUAAGCAGAGUGUAAAAAAGCUCCGGAAAAUUGGGGAUGUUUUAACUAUUGUUGUUGUUGCAGGUAUGCUAUCUUCUAAUCCUUCUUUUGAUAAAAUAAAUGCGGGUUUAGGGAUGUGUAGCACGGAUACCUCGAACACAACCCCGACACUGACACGGUGA
Molecule: messenger RNA, 418 nt
Organism: Lathyrus oleraceus (garden pea)
Lineage: Eukaryota; Viridiplantae; Streptophyta; Magnoliopsida; Fabales; Fabaceae
Product: succinate dehydrogenase subunit 7B, mitochondrial-like
Exons: 3
Coding region: 92-418 (108 amino acids)
Cellular component (GO): respiratory chain complex II (succinate dehydrogenase)
Source: RefSeq, a predicted model, not a curated record